This is a messenger RNA of Phoenix dactylifera (date palm), 788 nucleotides long. RefSeq lists its product as uncharacterized. The record is from RefSeq and is a predicted model, not a curated record. Gene Ontology annotation, cellular component: nucleolus. Lineage: Eukaryota; Viridiplantae; Streptophyta; Magnoliopsida; Arecales; Arecaceae.
CCACCAAAUUCGGGGGGCUAAGAAUUGGGGCUUUCUUUCGAUCUCUCCACUCCACGAUUCCACGCUCUGGGGCCCAGGAGCCAAGUCUCUUCCUCGACGCUCCACCGUCCGCUGCACCUCCAUCUCCGGUGGCGCCUGCCGGCCACCGAAACCCGUAGGAAAAUGUCUGCAUAUGAGAAUGUUGUCGGUGGGAAGCUUAAGCUGAAAGGAAAAGCAUUAGAUGUCAAGACAGGUGGGGUAAAGAAGAAAACGAAGCAGAAGCAUCAUUAUAACCGCGAGUCACAAAUUGAAACACAUGAGCCUCCAGCAGGUGAAAGUGCAGGAGUAUCAACUGAUCCUACUGAAGAAAGCACUGAAGCUGACAAGCUCGGGGAUGGACAUACACCGGCUUGUGAUGAUCACCUUACACCAGCUGAGAGACGGUAUGUGGAACAAAGGGAGAAAAUCAACAGGCAUAGGCUGGCAAAGACUGCAAACAAAUCACAUCGUGACCGGAUUCAGGACUUCAAUCAGUACCUGGCAAAUCUUAGUGAGCAUUAUGACAUUCCCAAAGUUGGUCCUGGUUAGCUUAAUGACCCAAUAUUGAAAGCAAGCUGGUCCAACUUUAGAAUUGUGGUGUGCAUUGUGUGGUAUUGUUUUGUUAUGUUGAAACCUUUCAAUAGUCCCCAUUUAUGUUGGGAACAGAGACAGCCAAUCUGGGAUGUCAGUUGUAGUGCUUGAUGAUCACUGCACAUAUUUUUAAUGGCCUUUACUAGCUCUGAUUGAGAUGGAUUUUCUUCUGCAAAUCA